Chaetomium globosum CBS 148.51 is the source of this 609-nucleotide messenger RNA. RefSeq lists its product as uncharacterized. The record is from RefSeq and is a predicted model, not a curated record. Gene Ontology annotation, cellular component: proton-transporting V-type ATPase, V0 domain. Gene Ontology annotation, biological process: proton transmembrane transport. Gene Ontology annotation, molecular function: proton-transporting ATPase activity, rotational mechanism. NCBI's taxonomy places the organism in Eukaryota, Fungi, Ascomycota, Sordariomycetes, Sordariales, Chaetomiaceae. The transcript has 5 exons. The coding region runs from base 1 to 609 and encodes 202 amino acids.
AUGGGAUACUCAUACACAUAUGGAGUCGGCGGGAUAGGGUCCACCCUAGCGAUUGUGGGAGCUUAUAUGCUCUUCACCGGCAGUGGUGAAGCCUUCAACGUCGGUGCGUUCCUCGAAUCCGUCUCGCCGUACGCGUGGGCAGACCUGGGCAUUGCGCUCUGCAUCGGACUGUCGGUGGUUGGGGCAGCAUGGGGUAUCUUCAUCACGGGCUCGUCUAUCCUCGGCGGAGGUGUCAAGGCCCCGCGGAUCCGCACCAAGAACCUGAUCUCCAUCAUCUUCUGCGAGGUCGUCGCCAUUUACGGCGUCAUCAUGGCCAUCGUCUUCUCGGCCAAGAUCAACCCGGUGGAGGGCGAGGCGGCGUGGUCAGCCGACACCUAUUAUACCGGAUAUGCGCUCUUCUGGGCGGGCAUCACGGUUGGCAUGUGCAACCUAAUCUGCGGCGUUGCCGUGGGUAUCAACGGGAGCGGCGCCGCGUUGGCGGAUGCCGCCGACCCCACUCUCUUCGUCAAGAUGCUCGUGAUCGAGAUCUUCAGCUCUGUCCUGGGCUUGUUCGGCCUGAUCGUCGGGCUACUCGUGUCCAACAAGGCGCCCGACUUUGGCAGCGCUUAA